AUGGGCAACCCCAUCUCGUCGCGCUCCAGCCAGCUGUCCCUGACCGACCCCAAGGUCUGCCGCUCCUACCUGGUCGGCACCUGCCCCCACGACCUCUUCACCAACACCAAGCAGGACCUGGGCCCGUGUCCCAAGGUCCACUCCGAGUCGCUCAAGGCCGAGUGGGACGGCCUGCCCGACGCCCAGAAGAAGCGCCACGGCUUCGAGUACGACUACAUGCGCGACCUGCACAAGUACAUCGACGACUGCAACCGCCGCAUCGACUCGGCCCAGCGCCGCCUCGAGAAGACCCCCGACGAGAUCCGCCAGACCAACGUCCUCCUCAAGUCCAUCGCCGACCUGGCCGCCACCAUCUCCGCCGGCCUGGCCGAGAUCGAGGUCCUCGGCUCCCUCGGCGACGUCAGCCGCGCCUACGACGAGUUCUACAAGGUGCGCCUGGCCGCCGCCCAGAGGGCCGAGCGCGAGCGCGAGCUCAAGGCCCUCAGCGACACCUCGGGCCCCAGCGGCCACCAGAAGCUGCAGGUGUGCGAUGUCUGUGGCGCCUACCUGAGUCGCCUCGAUAACGACCGCCGUUUAGCCGAUCAUUUCUACGGCAAGAUGCAUCUGGGCUACGCGCAGAUGCGCCGCACCUAUGAAGCCUUUCCCAAGGAGAUGAGAGGCGGCGGCAGAGGGCCACCGAGGGGCCCUAGCAUGGAUGAGGGGCCCCGGGGCGAUGAUAGCAUGGGGUCUGGGGAUUGGAAGGGCCCGAGAGGGCCGAGGAGAGGUGGAUAUGGUGGUGGUGGCGGCGGCGGCGGAGGCGGCGGCGGAAGGGGAGGCAGGGGUUUCAGAGGCGGGUGGUAG
Molecule: messenger RNA, 840 nt
Organism: Neoarthrinium moseri
Lineage: Eukaryota; Fungi; Ascomycota; Sordariomycetes; Amphisphaeriales; Apiosporaceae
Exons: 1
Coding region: 1-840 (279 amino acids)
Biological process (GO): mRNA splice site recognition
Cellular component (GO): U2-type prespliceosome; U1 snRNP
Molecular function (GO): mRNA binding
Source: RefSeq, a predicted model, not a curated record